Molecule: messenger RNA, 4548 nt
Organism: Xyrauchen texanus (razorback sucker)
Lineage: Eukaryota; Metazoa; Chordata; Actinopteri; Cypriniformes; Catostomidae
Product: nuclear receptor ROR-alpha B-like
Exons: 11
Coding region: 140-1717 (525 amino acids)
Biological process (GO): regulation of transcription by RNA polymerase II
Cellular component (GO): nucleus
Molecular function (GO): nuclear receptor activity; zinc ion binding; RNA polymerase II cis-regulatory region sequence-specific DNA binding
Source: RefSeq, a predicted model, not a curated record
GCCACACCCGCUCCCAUGAACACCAGCAGAUCUGACACAGACUCAAGCGCAACCCGCACAAGUAGACGAUGUAAAAGGAAUCGAAAUUGUGCUACAAAACGAUCCCGUUCUGCCACAGUAACCGAUUCCCGAGAUAAAUAUGGAGUCGUCGCCAGUGUCCGUUACGGAGCCGGGCAAGAGCGCUUGUGAAGCGGGCAAUUCGGUGGAGGACAGCCCGGUGAAACCAGACAGCAAGGCUGAAACCGAUAAACCAGCUCUAGUUAGGCGGCAGAGUUGCUCAAGUACCAACAAGGAUGUGUCUUCAGCCAAGAAAACACACACAUCUCAGAUUGAGAGUAUUCCCUGUAAAAUCUGUGGAGAUAAAUCAUCAGGGAUUCAUUAUGGUGUUAUCACCUGUGAGGGAUGCAAGGGUUUCUUCAGGAGGAGUCAGCAGGGCACUGUGUCAUAUUCUUGUCCUCGGCAGAAGAGCUGUCUGAUUGACCGGACCAGCAGAAACCGCUGCCAGCACUGCCGCCUGCAGAAAUGCUUAGCAGUGGGCAUGUCAAGAGAUGCUGUGAAGUUUGGCCGCAUGUCUAAGAAGCAGAGGGACAGUCUGUUUGCAGAGGUGCAGAAACACCGUCAGCAGCAGCAGGAGAAAGUGGGUGGAGAAACCUUGGAAGGGCAGGACCCUCAACCUCCUGGAGAGGCAGAGCCACUUGCCCCCUCUAACACCCUUUCCACCAAUGGGGUCACAGAGCUUGCUGAUGACCUCAGUGGAUAUGUGAACGGUCGAAGCCCAGAGGAGAGCAAGACAGAUUCAGCGAUUGGUGGAUUUUACCUGGACAUUCAGCCCUCUCCAGAUCAGUCAGGUCUAGACAUGGACGGCAUUAAACUAGAAUCUGUGUGUGAUCUCAGCUCAGACUCUGGACUUGAUCAAUAUUGUUGCUAUGGCAAUGGAGACACUUCCUCCCCUGGCAGUGAUCUAGAACAUCUGUCAGAGAACAUCUGCAAGUCUCACCUGGAAACGUGCCAGUAUCUUAGAGAAGAGUUACAGCCCAGUAACUGGCAGACAGUCCUACAGACCGAUCUGGACACUUACCAAAAGAAGUCUCAGGAGGACAUGUGGCAGCUGUGUGCCGUUAAAGUUACUGAGGCUGUGCAGUAUGUGGUUGAGUUCGCCAAGCGCAUCGAUGGAUUCAUGGAGCUCUGUCAGAAUGAUCAGAUUGUGCUGCUCAAAGCAGGUUCUUUAGAGGUUGUGUUUGUGAGGAUGUGUCGGGCAUAUAACUCUCAGAACAACACAGUCUAUUUUGACAGCAGAUAUGCAGGGCCGGAGGUCUUCAAAGCACUUGGAUGUGAUGAUCUUAUCAGCUCUGUUUUUGAGUUUGCUAAGAGCCUGAACACUCUACAGCUUUCUGAAGAUGAGAUUGGCCUCUUUUCUGCAUAUGUGCUGAUGUCCGCAGAUCGCUUUUGGCUACAGGAGAAGACCCGAGUGGACAAACUCCAACAGAAGAUCAAACUCGCCCUGCAGCACUUACUGCAGAAGAACCAGAGGGAUGAGGGAAUUCUCACAAAGCUGGUCUGCAAAGUGUCCUCCGUCCGGAUGUUAUGCCAUCGACACCUGGAGAAGCUGAGUGCAUUCAGAGCCCUGUACCCAGAAAUGGUCCACACACGCUUCCCUCCACUCUAUAAAGAGCUGUUUGGCUCAGACUUUGAGCAGGCUCUGCCUCAGGAAGCCUGAGCGAUACUCAUCCUGAUACUGCAUGGAUUCAGAUAUGGAGAGAGGGAGUGCAAGAGAGAGAACUAGAUAAUACUAACAUGCUGACAAAAACUCUAAGGUCACAUCAGCCUUGGUUCAUGUUAACUGCAUUCUCCCAAAGCACUUCUCAGAGUCCUGCUACACUUUGAACUUUGCCCUUGGCUGUGCACCAAAAGGCUGGGUGAUCUGAAGUAAAGAAAACAUCAGAAACAAGACAAAAAACUGUCCUGUUGAUAUUUUGUAAUGUUCAUAAGAGCAUUCCUCCAUGCCACAGCUUUAUCUUUUAGUGUCCUGUUCCAACUGAAUGAGAUCUCUGAGCAAGCAGACACACCCACUGUAUUUGACUACCCCAGUGGUGCACUCUACUGGCCGUAGAGAGUAAUUCAGAGACAUGAGGUAGACAGAGACGGGAAAUUAAUGUCUGGAGCAGAAAUCCCUGUCUUUCCCCACCGGUGGCACAAUAAACAGCCCAUGUUGGUGCUAGCAUUACAGCACUGCCCUUUACUGAACUCUUCCACUAUACGAACAUUCAGCAGGGACAUCAUUUGGCAUAACCACUGCCCUAGCCCAAGGACAAGUCUGUGGAGGUGCACAAGGCAUGACAUAGAACUCAAAACUAUGUGACCUGAAUCACAAUUGUAGUGAAACUUUUGACUGUUGCGUUUUCACGAUCAAAUGGUAUAUUCUGAGGCAGUGAGCUCAAGUAAACCAUAUAUACUUGUUAUAUGGCUAGUUAAAUCAUGCAAUGUAUGAUGUAAAGAACCUAACAAAAGGUAGCACUUUGUGUUUUUUCCCAGCAAUAAAUGCUUUGAAUUCAAUUUGUGAAGAGGAAAAAAAAUCUGAAGGAUCAUGCUGUUAUUUCAGGUCUGUGAGAUCUGAAAUACUUGUGUUUUGUUAAAUUCCUGUUUUUUAAAGCCAGCUCUCAUUGUCUAGAGUUGGUGGUGUGACGCCCUGUUGUGCCAUAGUGAUUCUGUAAUUAGAUUUCCGUAAAAGUGAGGUGAGUGGAGAGAUGAUAAGGGUCAUGUGUUGACAUUCCAGGGGAUCUAGCGGUUGAUAUUAAAUGUCAAGGUGAUGGAGGUGAUUGAUUGCUGUUUCUCCUAAAUGACCCUUUUCAGUAAGACGAGAUAUGUUUAGAUGUUUUUGCGCCAAGUGCUUCAGCUCACCAUAGAGGAUAUAUUGGUAUAUCCUUUUUCUUUCCCUUUUCUAAUUUGCAGCAUUGUACACAGGCUUGUUUCUAAAAGAAAGAUGUCAGAUCUUUGUCAACAGGCUCCCCCCCAACACGUACAUCUAGGCCAAUUUUAAUUCAUUUGGCAUGCAGCCUACAUGCAAGGACAGCAAUAACCUUAGUAAAAAACAUGUUCUAAUCUAACAUUGGUGUUUAACUUUUUUUAUAAGGGCUGGCACUGCUUUACUUGUAGUAUUGAUGUUAGUAUCUGUUUUCGUGCAAGACAAUCCAUCAAAUCUCUGACCUCAUUAAAGGGAAUAUUGGGACUGCUCAGGGAAACUAUUGUUUUAUAGUUGAGGAGGAGAUUGAACUUGUUAGAAACUGCAAGGAGAUGGCAGUGUAGUACAGUCGUUUGAGAAAUAAUGUGCAAAAUAUAUAACAGUGAAAUAUUGUUCAAUUGUUCUGUCCUCUACGAGCAUCAGGGUCAUCUGUGUAAAUUAAGAAUUAUCCAAAACAGUACUGAGCAGAAAGCAAUAACAAUGGCGUAAUCAUGUUUUGAAAAUGAAAUUUGCAAGAAAAAAUUAUUUAUGCAGAAUGCCAUCAUGUGGUUUUGUUUGCUUUGAAAUUAGCUUGGUUCAGCCUCUUCCAUGUCCUGAUAUCUUUAGCCCCUUCCUAUUGUUUUAGAGACCUUAUUUGGCCUUUGUACUCUCUGUGAAUAUCUAUCUAUUAAGCAAACCUAAAUCCCACUGUUUGUUUUGGUAAUUUCUAACUAUGGUUACCCAUUAAACAUCGAUUAUGACACUUGAAUGGUUGGUGAAUUAAUUUCUUAAGUUUGAUUUUAAACUCAUUGAUGAAAUAAGUUAAUUGAUUUCUGAUAGUAUCAAGGUUCAGUAUGGAUUAUAAACCGUUUAUUAUUAUGACAUGUGCAACGUGUGGUGUUAUCUGUGAGCUAGUCCAGAGGCCUGAAAUGUUAUUUCAUUAUUUUGCCAAUUCAUUAUCAUUUAAAUGUCCAUCACUAAGGCAGUAUUGUAUUUUUCUCUUGCUUUGGUUUUGGGGCAUGAGUACUUAAUAUUUCUAUAUACACAUGUUAAGACAAGAGUAUCAUCACAGUAACACAGUCACUUUUUAAGGUUGUCAUAAUUUUCACUGACAAAUGACCAAAUGUUUUGUAUGAAAAACACACCAUGUUAUGCUAAUUUUUGAGUCGUGAUAACAUGAGUGCAUCACAGCUUGUCCUGAUAAAAAGCGUCCUUUUUCUUUUUUUAAUAUACAGAAUCUGGUUUUUCCACUGUAAAUUUUUUCCUCCUUAAUUUUUAACAGAUUAACAGAUGGUUUGGUUUUGAUUAAAUCCACCAAGCACUCUUAAACUAGUCUCUGGUCGACCUUUAGUAAUAGUCAUUUCUUUCUACUUGUUUGUUUCAAGGUAUUUUGCCUUUUGUAUAUACACCUGUACAAAAAUGUAAAAGUAUUGUUUUCUUUUAAAAACAGUUUUCAUCUAAUGUUUUGAUUUUUGUAUUUAGAGGUUUAACCCCCUAAAUUACUUUUAUUAAAGGUGCAUGUCACACAUUGACAAAUUGUGUGUUGAACGUGCUGAUGAUAAUAAAAAUCCCACAGCUUGUGAUGAAUAUGACAGUUGUCAUCUUUCUCU